This is a messenger RNA of Condylostylus longicornis, 3487 nucleotides long. Its product is annotated as zinc finger protein 879-like. Gene Ontology annotation, molecular function: DNA-binding transcription factor activity, RNA polymerase II-specific; RNA polymerase II cis-regulatory region sequence-specific DNA binding. The record is from RefSeq and is a predicted model, not a curated record. Bases 263 to 2203 code for a protein of 646 amino acids. Gene Ontology annotation, biological process: regulation of DNA-templated transcription. Lineage: Eukaryota; Metazoa; Arthropoda; Insecta; Diptera; Dolichopodidae. The transcript has 3 exons.
ACAGAAAUUUUGAAGAAUUUCUAAUGUAGUGUACACAAAAAAUAGAGUAGUGUAUUUUAUUCACUUUUAUAAAAUUACAAUAAAGGUGUUGGUUAAAGCAACGUAAAAAUUGUAAAAAAAACUUGCAAAAAAUUACAAAUUAGCGUUUAUUUUCGGAGUUCUAUUGCGAACUCGUUAUUAUUAAGGAGAUAAGCAACCGUUUUUCAAAAAUCUCAAAAAAAAAACAAAAAUAGCAUCAAAAAAGGUGAAUCAAACAUCGAGAAUGGACUUAUCGAAAAAGAAAUAUGUAGGAGAAUUAAAAAUUUGUUCUUCGUCUGGCAGUGGUGAUGCAAAUGACAGUGCAGUUUCGAUAUCUGAUUCAUCAGAACAAUCAUCAAUACAAAAUUUAUCAUCUAGAAUUUCUUCAAGUGAAAAUGAUUCUUUAAUUAGUACAACCACUGCAACAAAUAUAUCAACGAGAUCAUCAAAAAGAAAAAAAAAUACGUCACCAAAGUCACCGGUUAAACCUAAAAAAAUACCAAAUAUUAAGAGCAAUAAGCAACGACAACAUUUACUAAGUUCAACAAAGUCUAAUCCAAAUACAGAAAAUAAAAAAUUAAAAAAAGAUUCUUUAUGUUUAAGUAAAAAUAAAAAAUCAACACAAAAUUUGAAAAGCCCUACCAUUAAGUCAUCAUAUUUAGAAGAAAGAAAUCCCACAACACUUGAAACAAAAUCUUCGCUAUCUUCUAAUAUACAAGAGGUUAGCUCACAAAUUGAUAAUAAUUUACAAUCAGCAAUAAAUAAGUACAAUGGGGAUUCAAUUGUUACAACAUCACCGUCAUCAAAAAUUUUAAAGGUUAAAAAAGAAAAAAAGCGGUAUAUUUGUCAUAUAUGCGACAGAAAUUUUCUAGGUAUAACCGAUUUAAAACGACAUCUAUUAGUUCAUACUGGUGAGAAACCGCAUAAAUGUCCAAAUUGUGAUAAAACAUUUCGCCAAACAGUUUGUUUAAAAAAUCAUAUCGCUGCUGUUCAUUCAAAUGACUUUAAAUUUAAGUGUCCAAAAUGUCCCAAAAAAUUUCCAAUAAAAUUUCGUUUAAGAUUACAUAUGCGAGUGCAUUCUGGUGAAAAACCUUACAAAUGUCCAAAAUGUCCUAAAACAUUCGCAAGAGAUGGACAAUUAAGACAGCAUAAAGUAACUCAUACCGAUGAUUAUCAUAAAUGUAUAACAUGUGAUGAAGCAUUCGACACAAAACCAGAUUUAAGAAAACAUAUGCAAACUCAUAUUAAACAAGAUCAUAUAUGUCAAAUAUGUAUGAAAACAUUUUCGCAACCAGAUCUUCUACGUGGUCAUCUAUUUCGUAUACAUGCAAAUUUAAAAUUUUGCACAAUAUGUAAUAAAGCAUUGAAGGGACACCUAUCACAACAUUUAAAAUUACAUGCAAAUGAAAAGCCAUUUACAUGUGAUAUUUGUGAAGCGCAAUUUUCACAAAAAUCACAACUGAAUGUUCAUCAGCGAAUGCAUUCAGGAGAAAGACCAUAUAAAUGUCAAGUUUGCUGGCAAGCUUUUGCGCAUAGUACAGUUUUAAAAUUACAUAUAAGAAAGCAUACUGGGGAAAAGCCAUUUGCUUGUUAUUUAUGUAAAACUAUGGGAAUUGCAUUUUCACAAUUAGCACAUUUAAAAACACAUAUGCGUACUAUACAUCAAACAACAAAACCAUAUGUAUGUGAAGGUUGUAUUGGAUUUUUUAAAAUAAAAUGUGAAUUGGAGAAACAUCAAAAAAAAUGUAAAAAAUAUCAAGAAAUAAAACAGCGUAAUGAAAAUUUAAAAGUCACUGACGAAACAUCAUCGUCAUCAUCUCCAUUAUCUUUUGAUGCACAAGGAAUCGCUAAUACUAACACUUGCGGCAAUAUUGAACAGCAAAAAUUAUCAAAACUUCGUUUACUAAUUGCAAUUCUAUUAAAGAAAAUUUCAAGUGAAGAACGUCUCAAGCAAUUAGGUUUUGAAAAACGUUUAAUUGAUAAUGUUGUUAUAUCAGCUUUGAAAUUAGCUUCAAAAAAAUAUCACGACGAACCGAAUUUAGAUGAACUUACACGUUUGCGAAUGAAUAUCGAAGAAUUUUUAAAAUGGACUGUACCACCAGCCAUAAUGUCAAUUAUAAGAAAAGAUAAAAAUUCUGUUGAAGAACUUUUAGAAAAUAUUGUAUCAGCAUAUCCACAAGGAUAAAAACUUUAAAAACAGAAAACUAGAAUGGUUGUUUAUCUUAUAAUUCCUUAAUUCUAAUAUUUUGAAAUAUAGUAUAUUAAUUAUAAUAUUUUCAAAAUCUUAAAUAUUAAUUGGUAUUUUUUUCAAAAUACAAUUUUUUUUUCAUAAUGCAAAUUGGAAACCAAAAACAGUUAGAAAAAAAUUUAGGUGACAAUCAUAUCGAAUUUAUAAAAUCAAAUUUAAAAAGCUUUCGAAUUUAUAUUCAUUCUCAAAAGUAUACAUCGGAUUAUUUACUAUAAUUUUGACAUACGAUAUAAAAAUAAUUCUUUUUUAAUUUUAUAAAAUAAUUUUAGUACAUUGCUUGCUUAUUAGUGAGUAUUAAAAUACUAUAUUUCAAAAUAUUGCUAUAAUUAAUAUUACAUUUUCUAACUUAAUAAAUAUUAUUAACCAAUAAAGUGGGAAUUGGGUUUAAAUAUCUGCAAUCUGAUUUAAAAUAUUAAUUUUAUUUCCAAAGAUUUUAAUUGUGCCAUCUUUUUUUCUUUUAAAUUUUAUUUUUUCUUUUUUUAAUGCAUGAACUAGAAAAUAUGCAUGUUUUAUUAAUUUUGAAACCAAAAAAAAUUAGGAAUUAAUUUCGUUACAUUAAUUGUAAGUUAAGUUGUAAGCUUAAAUUUAAAUAAGCCAUACCAAAUGAAAUAGGAAAAAAAAUGUUUUUUAAUCUAAAAUUUAAAAUUAAUAAAUAAAACUAAAAAUGAGUAGAGGGUUAGAAUUUUAAGCUAUUUAGAAUUCAAUUUUAGAAUUUAUAAUUUUAUAUUAUCAUUAAACCAAAUUCAUCAGAUUAUAAAUAAAAUUUUUUUCUAUACCUUACCAAAUAAAUUGUAAAUUUGGGCAAUCUGUUAGAAUAAAAGGAAUCAGAAGAUUAAAUUAUUUAUUAAUAUUAAAUUAAAAACUAAAAUGAUAAUAUGUAUUAAUUUAUUUCAAACUGAUAUUUUUUAUACUAAUAUAAAGGGUUUGAAUUCGGGUUAUAAGGUUUGUAAACUUGUAAACCAUUAUGUAAAUUAUUUAUAGAAUAAUUCUUAAAGAAAAAAAUAAUUAAUUAUACGCACUAAACAUUUGAAUUUCGCACUUUAAAUUUGAACAUACAAAAAUAUAAACAAAAAUUUAUUUAAAUUAAUUUUUUUUAUUAUUUAUUAAUAUAAGUAAUUAUUUGUUGAUUAAAUUUAAUAUUAAAUAAUUACAUUAAAUGUUCAAGUUCAUUUAAAUACAAUUAAAUAUUUAAUGUAAUAAGCAGUAUAGUCUCACUAUAGC